GAAGCCAUCUUUCUAGCUGCUUGGGCGGAGUUCGUGGCUCUUUUUAAAUCCAUUCCAUCGGACGAUUUUAGCCAACAAGCUUACUCAGUUUUACAAUUAAUCUAUUCCCAAGACAUUGCGCUUUCGAUUUUUGUGAUUAUUGCGGCACAUUGCGCGCGGGAUUUAUUUAUAAAUAUAUUUGAAGUAAGGAGGGACAAAGGGAGCCCGAGCCUCCGAAGAUGAGAAAGGGGGUUUCCUCGGUCCCGGAGAAAUUGAUAUUAUCGGGGGUCGGGGGCUCUACCCUGGAAAGAAAUUCACUAUUAACGCAUUUGCCUGAUCGUCGGGCACCUGGUUAUCCUACUGCUACUUAUAUUCAAAUAAUUACUCCUCCGUCCUGUGUAACACAGUCCAGUAAUGUCUGUGUGCCUGAUCCCCAAAGUGGCAGUUUGCUGUACUCAACUCCCAAUGGACCUACCAACGUAACUGGACAGCGACCGGCUUUAGGACGACCUCCGGCAAAACGUCGCCUGGAGCUGGAUAUCACAGACCACCAGUAUAGUGAUCCAACAAAGACUGCUAAGGGCAAACGAGGACCUCUACAGCCAAAAAGCCCCAAAACACCCAAAUCGCCUCCAGAGAAGACCCGCUACGACACAUCCCUGGGCCUGCUGACCAAGAAGUUCUGUCAGCUCCUGGCCCAGUCCUCCGACGGCGUUCUGGACCUCAACCAAGCGGCCGAGGUUCUGAAGGUCCAGAAGAGACGUCUCUAUGACAUCACCAACGUUCUAGAAGGCGUCCGUCUCAUCAAGAAGAAAUCCAAAAACAACAUACAGUGGCUGGGCUGCAGCCUGACCUCCGAAGGGGGCCCCCUUGCCCAGCACCACCCAAAGCAGAGUCUGGACCGCGAGGUCCUGGAGCUGACCCAGGAGGAGAGGCGGCUGGACGAGCUCAUUCAGCAGUGCACGCAGAGCGUCCAGCGCAUGACUGAAGACGCGCAGAUCCAGAAGUAUGCGUACGUCAGCUAUCCGGACAUCCGCAGGAUCAGCAGCCUCCGAGACCAGACUGUGAUCGUGGUCAAAGCGCCCCUGGAGACCAAACUAGAAGUGCCUGACCCCAAAGAGAGUUUACAGGUGCACCUGAGCAGCUCGCAGGGCCCCAUUGAUGUCUUCCUCUGCACGGACGACAACGCGCCCGGCAGCCCCAUCAGGAACGGCCUGGACGUGAAUGGGAACCACACCGCCUUUGUCAAAAUGUCUCAGAAUGGCGUGUCCAGCGAUGGCAUCACGGUGAACGGCGGCACGGGUAGUGCUGGCACCAGCAGAGGCACCGCCAACGGUGGCACUACCAACGGCAUGGCCCGCACCCCGGUCAAGAGCCAGCCGCCAUGCAACCUUGGCGCGCCGCCCCUGUCCCCACUCUCGGCCUCGUUGUCCAGCAUCCUCCAGCCGACGGACGACCAGAUGCCCUUCGUCAACUUGUCACCCGCCAUGCUCAGCGAAGACUACAUGCUGGGCCUGGAGGACGGCGAGGGCAUCAACGACCUCUUCGACUCCUACGACCUUGACACGCUCCACUUUGAUGACCUCCUGUGCAACUGACGAGGUCAUCCCUUUUUUUCCCCCCAGUCUCAGUGGAGGAAUGAUUAUUCGAGGAGAAUGGGUGGAGAUUACUGACAAACUGAUGAGGUGUUGGGGGGUGAGUAGGGGAGGAGUGUAUGGGUGGGGAUGGGUUGUGUGUGUUAAGUGAGGUUGCAAGACCUUGCGCAGAGAGAAUGUGUUUAUACCCCCCCUUAGAACACCGCCGUGGUGACGGGUGCACCUUAAUUUUGUUUUUGUUUUUUGGGAAAAGCAAAGUGGCUGCCGAUGUGGAUUGUGUGUGAUUUGAAGGCAUGGUUGGAGGUUUACGUUUGGUUGGUGGAAACGACAGUGAUCUGUGGUCACGCUACUGUUUGACACUCACUUGACGUUCUGGACGGCCAACUGAUUUUUAUUUUUGCUCGUGCUAUUGGCACUUGAAGACUGAUCUCUUUGUUUUGCUCUACAUUUCCCCUUUCAGAUCAUUUUGUUUCUGAACUGUUGUGCAGAUGAUGGAGGUUGACACCAGUGGUGUAGUCUACGUAAAACGCAGGUAUACGGAGUAUACCCACCUGAAAAUGUUAUGGAUUUCAGGAUGCCCACCUAAAAUAGAUUGAUUCAUUUUUUACGAUGGACAAAUAUAUACAGUAUACCACCAUACAAAAUGAUCAAUUAUAUAGUAUACUCACCACAAAAAAGUAGACUAGACCACUGGUUGAAACGGCAGCAUAUCUCAAUUUGAAUGGUCAAUAAUGAGUUUUUGGUGGUGCAAAAAAACAUUUGUCAUCUGCAUGCUUAGGACCUUUAUCAUUUUUUUUUUACUGGUCAACACCAUUGCUUUUCUUCAUCCUGGUUUUGUGUGUGUGUGUGUUGUUGUUCAUGUGUGUAAGCGUGGGAUUAUGUUUGCGGUGAAUGAACAUAACUGCAUGUGUUUCGUCUCCCUGCCUUUCUCUCGCUGCUUUUCUCUUUCUCCCUUUCUCUGAAAAGGAAAAGUAAUUGUCUUCCCCACAUACAUGGAAUCCGCUUUCUCUGACUAUGGGAAGCACUGAAAUGGAAAUGGCCUCAGCCUUCCCUCUCAAGCACACACAAGAAAGGGGGGGGGGGAGACAAUAGCAGAAAUUACAAGUCAUCAGUCAGCGCUUCCAUCUCCAGCAGUCUGAAAACAUUCAAAAAGGUCAAACGAUUUAGUUGGAGCAGUCAGCCAUAAGUUCAUUUGAACGAAAUUUAAAUAGAAAACGGCAAUUAAUUCUAACCCCAGUAAAUCAAUCUCUUGCUGUCUGGCAGAGAUUACAGACGUAACCCCUAGCCAUACAUGGAGCUAAAGAGUUUUCUCAGGGCCAGUUUAAAUGUUAUACUUGAUCAAUGUGUUUCAUCAUUAAUCAAAAUUUGAGAGGACAAAAAGCUGCUGGACAAAAGGAAAGCAGGGCAAAUUGAAGGUUCACAUUCUUUAUUUUUUGGUCUUCUGUGCAUGUGUAACAGAAUCAUUCUUCUUGCUUGGUUGUUUUAAUCAAGCAGUCAUUCUAAUACCCAUUGACUGGGUAUCAUUCUUUUUUUCUAUGUGGAUAUACUUUUUUGUCAAUGUAUAGUCAAGUACACUUAACAUCCCCAACAUUUUUGGUUUGUGAAGGACAUGUAUGUAUGUGCAGAAUUUAAGUUAUUUCCUUCAACCUUGACUAUGGCGAAUACUGUCCUUGUUCUUUUGAAAAGACAUUUUUGUUCAAAUGAAAUUUAAAAAAAAGAUCAGAUGUCAAUGCAUUAGGUACUCAUAGACUACCUCUGUAGCAGAGUAGUUAUGGUUUUUUGUAUUGCUUUGUUGUUUUUGAGCUAGCUUUUGUAAAUGUACAGAAUUUACCUUAAAUUGUUUCUUUUCAAAGCUGUGUUUUUAAUGACUGGGAGGUUCUGAAUACUUUGUCAGUUUGCAGAAGUAGCUACUUUUACAUCUCUUACAAACACCAUGUUGUGCUUUCACCUUCUUUAGAAGAUGGUUAGGUGUAGCAUUGCAGUGUGCACCAGAAGAAGAAGAAUGCAUUUUGGUUUUGUUAGUUGUUAUUUUUGUCAGUCAAAAUCAUGUUCUCAAUAAUUUUCUGCUUUUUCGAUGGCAGUACAAUAAGUUGACAUCUCAGCACUGGAAUGGGAUGUCCUGGACAAUGCCCAAAAAAGGCAAAGUGUGAUGUUUUCCACUCCACAAUGUAAAAAAUGGUGCCUUUUUCCCCUCCUAAAUAGCACGUGUUUUGCUCAGCUAUGUAGACUUUCCAAAUGCUGUACUAAACAUUUGAAAUAGUCAUCAUGUGAAUGUUCAAUAUGAUGUUCCAUAAAGCGGAUUUACGUGUGUUUUUUUCCCCUCAAGCAAAGCAAAGUUCAGUAUUGAACUUCUCUUCUGAGCUGCCUGUGAUUUGACAACCUGUUUCUUCUCUUAGUAUAUUAAGUUUUCAUGGCUGGUUUGAUUUAAGCUCAGUGUCAGAGUGUAACUUGGCGUGUUCAUAAGUUCUCUUAGCUAAGCGAGGAAUCGAUCUGCCUUGGCAUUAUUGUUGGUUAGCUCAAACUUUAUUGUUCAAUUUCUCAGACAAACUAAUUUGCUUCAGGUUUUACCCCCCAAGAAAGACUACACAUUCAUAUAAUUGGAGUAUUCAUCACUUGUUCCCUGGAGUGAAUUUUUUGGGACAUCGGUUGAUUUGAUAGGGUUUUAUUUUGUUUAUUUUUGUUUCGUUUUUUUUUUCACAAAAUGAAAUCCUGAGUGGCAUUUUAUUGGGGUCUACUUCACAGUGAGCAAUGAACCUUGGAAGGAAAAAGAGGAAUUUCACAAGUUAAUCAGGGUUAAUUUAAAAUGUGUCUUGAUCUACAAAGGCACAUAUUAAAUACAUAUGUUUUUUUUUCUUUGUUUUGUGUGUGUGCGUGUGUGUGAAUUGUACAUAACUAAAAAAGAAAAGUUUUAAUAAAGAUGUGUCAACGCUUUUGUACCAUAA
Molecule: messenger RNA, 4516 nt
Organism: Engraulis encrasicolus (European anchovy)
Lineage: Eukaryota; Metazoa; Chordata; Actinopteri; Clupeiformes; Engraulidae
Gene: e2f3
Product: E2F transcription factor 3
Exons: 7
Coding region: 219-1577 (452 amino acids)
Biological process (GO): regulation of transcription by RNA polymerase II
Cellular component (GO): RNA polymerase II transcription regulator complex
Molecular function (GO): DNA-binding transcription factor activity, RNA polymerase II-specific; protein dimerization activity; RNA polymerase II cis-regulatory region sequence-specific DNA binding
Source: RefSeq, a predicted model, not a curated record